Messenger RNA from Brassica rapa (field mustard), 3720 nucleotides. Its product is annotated as pirin-like protein 2. NCBI's taxonomy places the organism in Eukaryota, Viridiplantae, Streptophyta, Magnoliopsida, Brassicales, Brassicaceae. The record is from RefSeq and is a predicted model, not a curated record.
GUGUUCUGAGAUAACUUUGUUGCUUGUGGCACCCAAAUUUCAUGAUUAGUCCAAAUUUUUAUUAGGAUUAUCAAUAAAAUAUUAUAGAUUGAAUAUGUCAACUAAACAAAAUUAAUGGGGUUUAUAAUCCUAAUGAUUAUUAUUGUUUGUCAACUCUAUGAUUUCAUAGUGAAAAGACAAUACAUUUAUAGUCAAACCGUGGUUGUGAAUUGGAUGUGGCUUUGGUUUCUUUCGUAUCUAUGUCUAUCGUUAAAUGUUUUAAGGUAUGAUGACGAGAGGAUGACACUUUUGGGACAUGUAAUUACAUAUUUUGUUAAUUAAAUUUUAAUUUGAUAUCACAUCCUAUAUGAUUACACCUCACACUUCUUAUUAUCGUGCUUCAGUUACAAAACAUUCAUUAGAAAAUAACAUUAUAAAGCUGGAGAUAAUGAUUUAACAACCACAAAAUAAUCGGGACUCGUAAUUUAAUGGCUUGUGUCACGAUUCGAAAAGAUAGUAUGUAUAGAAAACCUCUACAUCUCUUUAAUUAAUCACUCAUUUAACCAAAAAGGAACAAUUUUAUAUUAUACAAUACAAUUAGAUAUAGAAGAAGGCCCCUUUCAUAGUUUUAGGUAGCCAACUAGCAAACAGAAACGAGCAAGUGUGUAAUAUCUGGCUGUUCUGAAGUCGAUAAUUAGUUUCCGUUUCUUUAAAAUAAUGCCCAUUUUGUGUAAGCACACGUAUUGCUUAGGCAUAUUAUAUGUCACAUUUGUUUGGAUUAGCUUGAAUAUUUAUGUAGGAACUGAAAGUGAUAUACUCCAUUUUUCGUUUAGAUUUCUACUUGAUUAAUUAACUAAUGAUCACACACGAAUGCCACAAAAAGUAAUAGCCAGUAGUCACAUUAAAAACCCAUCAAAACAUUUUUUUAAAGAUAAACAAUUAUUUUAAAUAAUGGUCUACUUUUAAAAUAUUACUAAAAAGAUGCAUACUGUAAAAAUAAUAAUAGUAUAAAAACGUUGUUUGAUGAUGUAAUUAUAAAAAUAUACUUUCAUUGGGAAUGAGUUUUUUUUCUCAGGAUUCCAAUGAGUUUUUCUAUACGAUCAACGAUGGUUAAGAAAAUAGUUUAAAUAUUUACUAAAUUAGUUGGUGCAUCUAAAAUGCAUAAUAGAACGACUAAAAUAUACAGUUGAUCCCCUAGGUCAUUUAAAUGAUCAUGUUGUUCAAAUUUUCCUAGUAAGUAAAAAAUUAGGAUACUAAAUAAAUGUGGAGGAACGCUUGAAAUCGUUUUAAUAACAAUGCAUGUAAUGUUUUACCAAAAAAAAAACAAUGUAUGUAAUGAAACAAAAAUGAGCUAGAUAGUAUAUAUACUAUAUAGUCCAAAAGAAAAGAGAAGUAUGUAACUUUGCAGUAUAGGAAAGGUAAGAAAAGAUGAUAACCACUAAUCUCAUAUUUAAGUGCUAGAUUUGACAAGGUGAUAAAACACUUAAGAUUGGGUGUCUAUUGAUCUUUCAGUAAAACUUUUUGUUGGUUUUUCUUACCACAAAUGUAAAAACGAUAAAACAAUUCGAUUAUCUUCCUUUUUGUUCCUGAUUAUCUUUUAAAAACAGUCAUUCCUGAUGAUGACCAAAUCAUUUCCGUUUGAUUUACAUCGAUAGUGACACAACCUAUUCGCAUAUAUGUGAUGUAAGCAUGAGUCACUUGAAUUGAUUUAUAGUAUGUUUCUGUCAUAUAUUAAAUAUCAAUUAGCAACAGUAUUUUUCUAAAUGCGAACCCAGUUUUGAUACAGAUAGACAUAACAUGGUUUACAGCAAAAUUUUGAUGACGUCAACGUUGCGUAUGUGUCUAUGUAUGCAACAAGGACACGUGUCACGUCCCUAAGUUCCACGUUGGCAGUAGAAGUCUAGAGCUCAUCUUCAUUUCGUUAACUUUUGAACUGGUCUUCGAGGUUAAUCCAUAUUUUCACAAACGUAUUAGUUUUUGGGAUUAUCUGAAAUUGUCAAAUGAGUUUUGGCUAAAGUAAAUUCAUGUACUUUAAAAGUUACUCUACGUUGUCUUAUUCGGUAGCCUAAAGUCUAGUACUUUUCAUCCUAUUAUAACUAAUGAACUUUUUACUUUCUGUACUUCUGAAUCUACAUAAAAAUUUGUACAGAAAUGCAAACCGAACUCAAUACAUAUAUACCGAAAGUUUUGAACAAAAUCUAGAUUUUUAUUAAUAAAAUCAUCACGAAAAUUUCGUUUUUGUACGAAAACAAAUUUAAAAACAUUUUAAACUGAAAACAUAAGAUCCAACAUCAAUUUCGUUUGUCUAAAAAAUAGAAUUCAAAAGCCGAAUUGGGAACAAGAUAUGAAUUAAGAAAAAAAAAACUUGUAUAGACAUUUGACCCAAAAAAGAUCUGGUAUAGACGAUACAAAAGCUUAUCAAAGACUCAUAAGACGUCAGAGCAUGGAUCAUAAUGACGUGAGCAUGACACAAUGCAAUCAACGGUAUGGUUCCAAACAAUGCGGCGGUGUACGCUUUUUGAAGCCCAUUAGGGCCCACAAACAUUUCAAAGCCGUCAUUCUAUAAAUAGCCAUACACAAUCACAAUACCAAAACACAACCCAAAUUCAUCAAUCUAUCAACGAGAACACAAGCUAAGAAAGAAAAAAAAAAAGAGAGACCACAAGUAGUAUAUGAGAGCUGCACUAAACAGAGCAAAUUUUGUUGGAGGGUUGUUUUCAUUCAGAAACAUUAAAUCUAUGUCGUCUUCUUCUUCACAAAACUUCGUAUCAAGAUCUGUAAUCAAGAAAGUCUUCGCUAAGCUUCAGAAAGAAGGCGAUGGAGCCGUUGUCAGACGUGGCAUUUCCAGGAGUGAGCAGAAGUUAUUAGAUCCGUUCUUGAUGCUAGAUGAGUUCUCUGUUUCACCUCCAGCUGGAUUCCCAGAUCACCCUCACAGAGGUUUUGAAACUGUUACAUACGUACUUGAGGGAGGAAUUACUCAUCAAGAUUUCAAAGGCCACAAGGGUACAAUCUAUGCUGGUGAUGUUCAGUGGAUGACUGCAGGAAGAGGAAUCAUUCAUUCUGAAAUGCCUGAAGAAGAAAUCAACAAAGGUCUACAACUUUGGAUCAAUCUUUCAUCCAACGAAAAAAUGAUAGAGCCAAACUACCAAGAACUGUCGAGUUCAGACAUACCAAAAGCGGAACAAAACGGUGUCCAAGUCAAAGUCAUAGCAGGAGAAUCAAUGGGAAUUAAAUCCCCUGUUUACACAAGAACACCAACAAUGUUCCUUGAUUUCACUCUCGAUCCAGGAGCUCAGUUCCACCAAAAAGUUCCGGAAUCUUGGAACGCGUUUGCUUACGUUCUUGAAAGCGGUGAAGGCGGAGCCGUUUUCGGCUCAUCAAACGCGUCUCCUGUUUCAUCACACAACGUUGUGGUGUUUGAACAAGGAAAUGACGGUGUUAGCGUGUGGAACAAGUCAUCUUCGAAGAAACUGCGGUUUGUGUUAAUUGCUGGAGAACCAUUAGGUGAACCGGUGGUUCAGUACGGUCCUUUCGUGAUGAAUACUCAAGCUGAGAUUGAUAUGACCAUUGAAGAUUAUCACUAUGGUAAGAAUGGCUUCGAAAUGGCCAAGUAUUGGAGGUCACAAUGAUAGAGACACAAUAAUCAAUGUUUUAAUUAUUAUUUUCAUACUUGUUUUUUUAUCCUAUGUGUGUGAUUUAAAUGGGACAAUAAUAAAGUUUAAACUCAAUUUCUUUUGCUAA